This is a messenger RNA of Anolis carolinensis (green anole), 2730 nucleotides long. It is a transcript of the gene gabarapl1, whose product is annotated as GABA type A receptor associated protein like 1. The transcript is spliced from 4 exons. Gene Ontology annotation, biological process: autophagosome assembly; autophagy of mitochondrion; macroautophagy. Gene Ontology annotation, molecular function: ubiquitin protein ligase binding; GABA receptor binding. The coding region runs from base 159 to 512 and encodes 117 amino acids. NCBI's taxonomy places the organism in Eukaryota, Metazoa, Chordata, Lepidosauria, Squamata, Anolidae. The record is from RefSeq and is a predicted model, not a curated record. Gene Ontology annotation, cellular component: autophagosome membrane; autophagosome; cytosol.
CACAAUGCACGGCUUGAACCCUGAGUGUUUGUUGUGAAUCUUGUGAUCAGCUGAACGAGCGCGCGAGGGAGGGAGGGAGGAAGAGAGAGAGAGAGAGAGGCUUGAAGGCAAGGAGGCCGCAGUCGCGAAGGGGUUCUGUGUCAGCGCGAGGCAGAGCCAUGAAGUUCCAAUACAAGGAAGAUCACCCUUUCGAGUACAGAAAAAAAGAAGGGGAGAAGAUCCGAAAAAAAUACCCAGAUCGGGUGCCUGUUAUUGUGGAAAAGGCACCCAAAGCUAGAGUACCUGAUUUGGACAAGAGGAAGUAUCUUGUUCCAUCUGAUCUGACAGUUGGCCAAUUCUACUUCUUGAUUCGAAAGCGAAUCCACCUGAGGCCAGAGGAUGCCCUUUUCUUCUUUGUCAACAACACCAUUCCUCCCACCAGUGCUACUAUGGGACAGCUGUAUGAGGAUAACCAUGAGGAAGAUUAUUUUCUCUAUGUGGCUUACAGUGAUGAAAGCGUAUACGGAAAGUGAGCCUGCAAGCUUCAUAGAUGGAACAGACUGAAAGGACUGUUGUGGGAAACAUGGUCUCUCUGGUGGAAGCAAGAAGAGAGAGAAAGAACUGGACAACCCUCCUUCCACAUACUUCCAUGCCACCAUUUCUUGCACCUCUAUUAUAAAUUAGAUAUAAUUAUUACUAUUGUUUGGUUUAAUCUCUAUUUGAAGAGUAAGGUGAUUGGUGCUUGUGAGAGUGAGAUCUGUUUGCCAAGUACUCCCACUUUCCAUUCAACUCACAGGCCUUUCAGAGCAUCCAAUGGAGGAAGAGGAAGAAGCUGUGCGUGGGGAACCCUGAUCUAGUCAUAUGGAUCAUGUGCUUCCCAGUCAGUUUGCCAAAGGGAUUUAAUAGCAAAAUACCCUACCCCUAACUGGCUCAUUACACCUGGAAUUUAAUUUAUCCAAAUAUAAAAUAGUAGCAUUAUCUCCACUGUCCCCAGUAGUUGAAGAAAGAGUAAAAUGGACCCUUAUUUCUGAAGCUACUUAUUCUUUCUUUGUCUUCCCUUCUGUUCUCUCAAUCCUGGCUUUGCCCAUCCUUCCUUUUUCAUGUGCAGCAUCUUUAAUUAGUUUAUAUAUUACACUACCAAUCUCAUAGCUACUAGUGAUUGAUUUCACUACUUAUGAAGGAAACAGAGUAGAGUCCUACUAGGCUUCGCCAGUUUAAGCAACAACAAAAUUAGGAGGACACCCCAUUGUUUCAGGGUGUAAUCAGGCCUUGAGCAUCUAGCAUAAAAAUGUUCCCAUCCCUUGCAUGAGUGUUUUGUGAUGCUAUGCUCCCUUGCUUGUCAGUAAAAGACUGUUCACCCCUAAGUCACUAUCACAUUUCCAAAACUUGUAAUGUUCCCUUAAUCACCAUCAAUGCAGUUGGGGGGGGGGGGGGGGAGUCGGCAGGGACACAAGGAGUUAAUUUUCAUAGGCUUUUGCCAUAAAUAUACAUUAGAAAGAUAUUACUCUUUUUCUGAAGAGCUGCCAUUCAUGCCUUCCUUUAUUCCAUCCCCACUCUGAUAAACCCUUAACGAUUACACAAUAGUCACAAAGCAGGCCUUCAUGUAGCAAUGCCAAAGCAGUUUUUGUCUCAGAGUGACAGUAAUAAUUCCCCUCCUUUUCUUAUUGCUGUUGUCCUAAAUUGGGGAUUCAUGAUGAAAAUUGGGACACUUUAUGUUGAGGCUUCUAGUGAAUUAAAUACUGUGCUAGAUUUUUCAUUUUAUAGGAUUAUUGGGGAUAUGUAGAAAAGAGACUAUAAGUAAAUAAAAUGGGAUGUAUAUAUAAUAUUUUGCCUGCUAGGAAAAUAAAUAUGCUGGCUGGGGUGAGGAGGACAAAUGUUUUCAUUGAGAAUCUUGAACCUUUCAGUAGUAUUUAAUCUUUAGAAGUAUUUGUGAUGUUAUGGAAACUGACAACAACCUAGCCUCUGCUUCUUGUUCAUAUUUUUGAUGUGUCAUUCUUCUUUAAAAAAAAACAACCUUGCGAUAUUAAGAGAUCCAAUGGAACAGACUAUAUUCAGUGGUAUCUGAGAUGCCCAUAAUAUGAAAGGAUAUUCAGUAACAAACUGAGGGGCAUUUGCGGAAGCAAAGGGCCUUCAUAAGAAAACUAGAGGCUCUACCAACACCGAGUAAGGGGCAUGUGCUACAGUCAUAGCAGUCAAUAAAGGCCAAAAGAAGAAGGCCAGGGAGUUAGUUUGUGCUGUGAACUCUACUUUUGCUGCCUAGUUCUGACGUACCUUUUGAGGCUACUAGUUUUGAUAUUCUUAAUUCCUUCCAUUCCAAAUUCCAUUUUGUUUUUGCUUGUUUAGUCUUUCUGUUUUCAAGUUGUCUUUCAAGAGGCAUAUUUCAAAUCCAGAACCACCCAUGUCAAGAUAUGCCUGGGACCCCAGUGCACAUGGGUGUUCAGCUGUAUAUUUUCACAUCUAACCUCAUGGAAGAGGCAGGAAAUGCUGAAAGAGAACUUGAGUUAUCCCCACCUCCAAUGCUAUUGCUGCUGCUACUGCUUUUUAAGCAAUGUUAAUUUGAAGAGUACUGAAAUAUUAUGUUUAAAGGUUUUAUUUUAACUGGAUUGUAAAUUUUUUCAUUGGCUCAGCUACAGCUUAUAAAAGAUCGUGUUGAUGAUUCUUUUUAUGUCAUUAAUUCAAGGUAGCUUCAAGUUCUUAUAAAAAGUCCAUGCUAUAUCAGUUCAGUCAAUAAACACACACUUGAAAAUGUGA